This is a messenger RNA of Pecten maximus, 761 nucleotides long. RefSeq names its product fucolectin-6-like. The record is from RefSeq and is a predicted model, not a curated record. Lineage: Eukaryota; Metazoa; Mollusca; Bivalvia; Pectinida; Pectinidae. Bases 1 to 462 code for a protein of 153 amino acids. The transcript is spliced from 4 exons.
AUGCCUAUUCGUAAAUAUGGCAAUGUGGCCGAAGGAAAGUCAGCGGUUCAGUCUUCAACAUUCCCGCCUUGGUCGGGAAUAUACCAGGCUUUUCAGGCAGUGGAUGGCAGCAGGUAUCCUGUUGCUGUCAAACCCGACGAUUCUUGUUCAUGUACGGCGUCCGUGGCCUUGGAGUGGUGGCAGGUUGAUCUACUGGAAAAAUAUCUUGUCACAGAUGUAGCUGUACUCCAAAGGGAAGAUGACCCAUCAGGAGGUACUAAUCUGACAAAUGUCAGUAUCAGCGUUGCCCAGGUCUCUGGUGGUCCCUUCACCGAAUGUUACAACACAGGACCGACAUUGAGCACCACGAGGUUCGAAACAUUCAAGUGCCAGAUCCCUGUUUAUGGACGCUAUGUAAAAAUCAUGAAACUUGUCAAAGUGAACUUUUGUAUGUGUGAGGUUGAAAUAUACGUUUUAGCGUAAUUUCAGUGACAAUAGAAUCUAAACACCACCUUCAAGGACUUUGAUAAUGAUGAAGUGAUACUAGUACAACCAAGUAUCUGCAGGAAUUCCCAAAUGACAUACAUGUAUAUUUGUCACUAACAGAUAUAUGACAGCUAGCCAUUGUUUUGAGUGAUUUGUGUCCAAAGCGUCAAUAGUUAAUUGACGUUAUGUAUGUUUACAUAUAUAUCUUUUAAUUGACCAAACAGUAAGUUGUCACGUGCUACGAUUACUGCUAUAAAGUACCAGGCUGAGAAUCUAAAUAUCAUCUCAGGAUUAAC